CACGCCCACUAACACGAAGUUUUUGGGAAAUCCCCGUACUCAGCGUGGUGCGGCGUUGGAGCUUUUGUAGUGGAACAAUAACACUGCAAAAACAGACCCCAAGCAACAUUGCAAGUGUUUGGAGCUAGGAGUGUGCAUGCAGACGCUCAGCGUGGAGUAAAGUGUAAAGUGUCUUGCAGAAAAACGGGAGGCAAGUCUCCUCUGCCCCCCCGUGGUCAUCCGUGCUAGCAAAGCCUUGUGUCUGUGGGGAGAAAGAGGAGGUAGAAUGAAUCAAGACGAGAUGACCGAGUUGCCCAUGAGCCAAGGGACCUUUGAUGAGAUCUGGGCCUCAAACUUUGUGAACAACCUGGACAAAACCAUCCUCGAUGAUUUGCCUCCUGCCUUUUCCAAUCCAUCCAUCCAUACCUUGAUGGAUCUGGGCCCAAGUGGCGUAGAGGGCUUUGUGGGGCUGGAGCUCCCGCUGGACGGGUCUGCCCCCACCCCCUCCAGCUCCCCAGGGAUGGACUGUCUGCCCCCUACUGCCACCACCGUGCCCUCCCCCACGGACUACCCCGGCGAGCUGGGUUUCUGUGUCCGCUUCACCCAGUUCAGCACCGCCAAGUCCGCCACCUCUACAUUCUCGCAGAAGCUGAAUAAGCUCUUCUGCCAGCUGGCUAAGACAUGCCCAGUGGAGGUGCUGGUGGAUCACGAGCCCCCGAUGGGGGCCAUCCUGCGGGCCACUGCCAUCUACAAGAAAUCUGACCACGUGGCCGACGUGGUGCUGCGCUGCCCACACCACCAGAACAUCGCAGAGAACAACGAAGGUGUGGCCUACCGCAGUCACCUGAUCCGCAUCGAGGGCACUCAGAGGGCGCAGUAUCUGGAGGACUGCGUCACCAGGCGACAGAGUGUCAUGGUGCCCUACGAACGCCCCCAGCUGGGCUCAGAGGCGACCACUAUACUACUUAAUUAUAUGUGCAAUAGCAGUUGCAUGGGGGGAAUGAACCGGCGGCCCAUCCUCACCAUCCUGACCCUGGAGACCCAGGAGGGUCGGGUCCUGGGCCGCCGGUGCUUUGAGGUGCGUGUGUGUGCCUGCCCCGGGCGCGAUCGCAAAUCGGAGGAGGAAAGCAACGGAAAGAAGAAUGGAGAGAAGAUUCUGUCGGGAACAAAAAGAAAAGUGCAAACGUCUGAACAGGAGAGGGAGGGGCAGGCCCUGCCCAAAGCUGGCUCCAGCAAGAAGCCCAAGACUGAAACCAGCCCUGAUGAGAUCUUCACUCUUCAAAUUCGCGGGCGGAAGCGCUUUGAAAUGUUGAAGAGCAUCAAUGACAGUUUGGAGCUCAAUGAAAUAGUUCCGCAGGCGGACCAGGAGAAGUACAGGCAGAGAGGUGCACUCAAAGCCAAACAGGGAGACCCAGCGGUCGCCCCAAAAAGCGGGAAGCGGCUGCUCCUCAAGGAAGAGAAGAGCGACUCUGACUGAGAAACCGACCACCAAACACACACAUACUCGCGCGCUGUCUCUCUCUCUCUCUCUCUCUCUCUCUCUCUCUCUCUCUCUCUCUCUCUCUCUCUCUCUCUCUGUCUUUCUCUGUUUCUGUCUGUCUGUCUGUCUCUCGCUCUUUCUCUCACACACAGUCUUCCCUGCCAGCCUUUCACUUGAAAACACCAAUGUGACUAAAGGCAUUAUAUCCACUAGCGGGGCUUGAUGUACGUGUUAAACAUGAGCCCAUUUCCGCAUGCACAUUCCCAUUCCUAUCGGUGCUGUUGAUUGGUAGGUUUGGUUAUUAAUAAAUGCCAGUAGGAAUACCCCCCCCCCCCCCCCCCCGGGCCCUGUACUUUAUCACUGGGUACUGUGAAGUGCUGGGUUUCUAAUGGAAUGGACUUCAUUUCUAUCGGUUAUGCGAGCUGUAAGCAUUGACCUAGAAAAGAAAAUUCCAUAGCACUUUUUGUUCAAUAGCUAGUUGACCAACUCUUGAUGAGUUUCUUUGAAGGGGUAUAACAUCAGACCAAACAUCAGACCAUCAGAACAUCAUGUAGUUGGGUUUAGGUUGUACACUCUAACAUUUUUAUAUAUUUGAUAAUCAUAGUUUAGAGGUUCAAGAUGGACUUAAAUGUAUUUUUUAAUGUCUUUUUUUUGUGUUUUGUACUGAAAUCUUUUUUUGCCAUAUUUUCUCAGGCUUAUUUUUGUUAAAAAAUGUCUUGUUUCUUUUGCAUGUAUACCCACAUCCACACACAUAUAUUUACAUACAUUUGAACAUCAACCUGUUUUUCCACUGCCGUCGUUUCCAAGCUGACCUUGUUAAUUUGUUUAUCAGUUACAUAAAAGGUGUUCCUUUAAUCAGUUUUGUGUUCGAUACAAACAAUUAAGAAAUAAUGGAGAUGACUCCAAACAAAUAAACAUUCCUAAAAAGAA
Messenger RNA from Clupea harengus (Atlantic herring), 2389 nucleotides. Its product is annotated as cellular tumor antigen p53. The record is from RefSeq and is a predicted model, not a curated record. Gene Ontology annotation, cellular component: nucleus. Gene Ontology annotation, molecular function: RNA polymerase II cis-regulatory region sequence-specific DNA binding; DNA-binding transcription factor activity, RNA polymerase II-specific. NCBI's taxonomy places the organism in Eukaryota, Metazoa, Chordata, Actinopteri, Clupeiformes, Clupeidae. Gene Ontology annotation, biological process: regulation of transcription by RNA polymerase II; protein tetramerization; apoptotic process.